CCGCUUUCUUCGCUGGAGGGGGGAACAGUGAGAGCGUCCAUUUCCCGGAUCUGGUAACAUGGCAAAAGAUGCCGGCCUGAUUGAAGCCAACGGAGAACUGAAAGUCUUCAUUGACCAGAGCCUCAGCCCCGGGAAAGGUGUGGUGUCUCUGGUGGCUGUGCACCCCUCGUCCGUGAGCACCCUCGGGAAGCAGCUGCUGCCUAAGACCUUCGGACACCCCAAUGUCAGCAUCGCACAGCAAGUGGUGAUCGGGACGCCGCAGAGACCCGCAGCCAGCACACUGGUGGUGGGCAGCCCACACACCCCCAACACCCACUUUGUCCCCCAGAACCAAUCGUCGGACCCAUCCCCGUGGUCAGCUGGGAAGCGGAACCGGAAGGGCGAGAAAAACGGGAAGGGGCUCCGGCACUUCUCCAUGAAGGUGUGUGAGAAGGUGCAGCGCAAAGGCACCACGUCCUACAACGAGGUGGCUGACGAGCUGGUGGCCGAGUUCAGUGCUGCGGACAACCACAUUCUGCCCAACGAGUCGGCUUAUGACCAGAAGAACAUCCGGCGGCGUGUGUAUGAUGCCCUGAAUGUGCUCAUGGCCAUGAACAUCAUCUCCAAGGAGAAGAAGGAGAUCCGCUGGAUUGGGCUGCCCACCAACUCUGCGCAAGAGUGCCAGAACCUGGAGGUGGAGCGACAGCGGCGGCUGGAGCGGAUCAAGCAGAAACAAUCCCAGCUGCAGGAGCUGAUUCUGCAGCAAAUUGCCUUCAAGAACCUGGUGCAGAGGAACAGGCAGGUGGAGCAACAGACCAACCGUCCGCCACCCCCAAACUCCGUCAUCCAUCUGCCCUUCAUCAUUGUCAACACCAGCAAGAAGACUGUCAUCGACUGCAGCAUCUCCAAUGACAAGUUCGAGUACCUGUUCAACUUUGACAACACCUUUGAGAUCCACGACGACAUCGAGGUGCUGAAGCGCAUGGGGAUGGCCUGUGGCCUGGAGUCCGGGAACUGCUCUGCUGAGGACCUGAAAGUGGCCCGUAGUUUGGUGCCCAAGGUGUUGGAGCCCUACGUGACAGAGAUGGCUCAGGGCUCACUAGGCGGCGUCUUCCUCACCUCCAGUGUCUCCACUGCCAAUGGCAUUCGAGUUUCUAGCAGCGAUUUGGCCAACGGAGGGGAUGGCACAUUGGCCACCAGCUCCAGCGGGUCCCAGUACAGUGAGUCACGGGUGGAGACUCCGGUGUCGUGCGUGGGGGAAGAGGACGAAGAUGAGGAUGAAUUCAACGAGAACGAGGAGGAUGACGAUUGAUGGUGGCCGCAGCCCUUAGCUUCAGCUUCCCACACAGAGAGAGGGGCACGGGGUCCUGCUGCGGCCGGCCCUGCCCCGCGCGCUCACGCCGGCUGCUGGUGCCGCUUUGAUGCCUGCACAGGCUCCUCGUCCCAUUCCCGACUUCCCAAGACUGCCCAGCAUCCGGCGCUGCCCCCGAGGCUCCUCGCUGAGUGUGCUGAAGUGGGAGGGCUGCGGCCAGAUCCAGGACUGGGGGCAGCCGGCCUGGCCCAGCACGGUGGCCCCACUGGCUGCGCCGUGAGUCGGCCGGACUCCGACUGUGCUCCCUUAAGUUAUACCGACUGUGACCCCAUGGGCUCCCGCCCCGGCAGUGACUCCCGUCCAGCCCGGCUGUGUCUCGGGAGAGCCUCGUGCCCGGCGCCAAGGCCCAGGACCGCCUGCCCAGCUGGACAGCGUUGCUUGUGGAUAUUGCCUGAUUUCUUACAGGCUUUACAGCGUCUAAGAAACUUUUUCUUCUCUAGUUGUUUACAGUCUUCUUAUAAGCCUUUCACUCACAAACCUGCACAGAGACAAAUGUUUUUGUUUCUGAAGCAUCUUGUAACCUAUGAUAAAAUUGAAAUUAAAUAUAGAGAAUGUUUUAACAAGUUUUUUAACUCAGACUUUGUUGAUCGUUUUUCAUUAUUCUUUUUUUAUGAGCAGUAGCCGUGUGAGGAGUGUGAGGCAGGGCUUGGAGAAACGGCCACAGACUCUGCACACUGCCACCUGGCAAGAGGCCUUUUUACCAAAACUCAAAUAAACUUCUGUGAUAUUUUACAGCCAUA
This is a messenger RNA of Suncus etruscus (white-toothed pygmy shrew), 2091 nucleotides long. RefSeq names its product transcription factor Dp-1 (gene TFDP1). The record is from RefSeq and is a predicted model, not a curated record. The transcript has 11 exons. Gene Ontology annotation, molecular function: DNA-binding transcription factor activity, RNA polymerase II-specific; RNA polymerase II transcription regulatory region sequence-specific DNA binding. Gene Ontology annotation, biological process: regulation of cell cycle; regulation of transcription by RNA polymerase II. Gene Ontology annotation, cellular component: transcription regulator complex; nucleus. Bases 59 to 1291 code for a protein of 410 amino acids. Lineage: Eukaryota; Metazoa; Chordata; Mammalia; Eulipotyphla; Soricidae.